AUGGAGAAGGCAGCAUAUGUUGGAGCUGUGUUAGAUACACCAGGAUGGACAUUACGGUCUCAUACAAAUUACAGAAUAAAAAAGAACAGAAACAGAAGAGGGAAAAAAGUACAAUCAUCAGAAAUUUGUUGUGAUGAAGAAUCAAGACUUGCAGAUCCAGCUUUACAAGUGGAACACUUUGAAAACACAGAAAUAAGUUUUAGUGAACAAGCUGAGGACAUUGAGAGGAUUCCAGAUGCUAUCCCCAAGCCUUUAUUUACAGCAGUGUCCUCUUUAGACAACCCAAUUUUUGUCAUCAUUGAUUUAGAAACUACAGAUUUGAGUAAGUAUUUUUCUGAAACAAAAAUUGAAAAAAGAAUAAUUUUAAAGAUAAUUACUUGCAGAGGAAACAUCAUUCCUCACAUAGUACAGAUAGCUGCCAAAGAACACAGAACUCAAACCAGUUUCAACCCUGUUUAUAACUGUAAUAUGUAUGAUAUUUUUUCUCAGAUUGUUAUGGGAUUUAUAGACUCAUUGGCCCUUUUUAGAUCAAACUUUCCCAAAAUAGAAAAAUAUAAUCAGCCAUUUUUAGCACAACAUUUUUGUAAGGAGGAAUAUAAUGCCCACAAUGCUGUGGAUGAUGUAAAUAUGCUUGAUAAAAUACUUAUUGCUGGUAAUGUUUCUAAAGAACUAUUGCUUAAACGUUGUUACAUUUCUAAUUCUCAUUUACUGCAAGAAAACUUCAUCAAGGCAAAAGCUCAAAACUUGCCUAGCUUUCAUCCCCUGACUUCAUAA
Molecule: messenger RNA, 774 nt
Organism: Mytilus trossulus (common blue mussel)
Lineage: Eukaryota; Metazoa; Mollusca; Bivalvia; Mytilida; Mytilidae
Exons: 7
Coding region: 1-774 (257 amino acids)
Molecular function (GO): nucleic acid binding
Source: RefSeq, a predicted model, not a curated record